ACUGGUUUUCUUUCCAGCAAGCAAGCAAGCAUGUAUUCCACACCUUGCCUGGAAUCCCAAAUCCUAUAAACCCUAAAUUCACAAUCACAACCCCACUUUCACAAUAUACCUUACUAGAAAAAAAGAACCCCUCUUACGUUCAUUGUUUCACUGUCAUUCCUUUGAACACCUUAGAUUAUCUUGACUCCAAGUCAUUAAUACAACCUUAAUUAGAUUCUUAAGGUUUAGUGAUUCUUCCUACGUUUUAAGCGGUUGCGAGCACUGUCAGAGAAAAGAAAAGGAUCAAACUUUUUGUUUCCUUUUUCUUUUCUGUGUGUAGUUUUGUUACCUGGCUAUUAUGCAUAGAUCUGGAGCAACGAUGGCCUGGAACGUCUUCAAGUUUUGUACAGCUCUGAGGGGUCUGGGAUCGAUUAUGAUCCUGUUGGUUUUAGGGGUCGUGGGUGUCUCAUACUACUCUGUCGUUUUGACCAAUUUCGGCCCUGCUUUGUACGAUGGUGGCCUUGAUUCCCUUACUGCUGUUGUCGUCUUGAUCUUAUUUCAUUGUUUGUUGGUGAUGCUGUUAUGGAGUUACUUUUCUGUUGUUUUGACUGAUCCGGGAAGCAUACCAGCUAACUGGAGGCCAGCUUUAGAUGAGGAGAGAGGGGAGGCUGACCCAUUGAAUGGUUCAGAGUUCAAUGUAAACCCAUCAAAUCAAAGAAUUCGAUAUUGUCGCAAGUGCAACCAGCUGAAACCACCUCGCUGCCAUCAUUGUUCUGUUUGUGGGCGGUGUGUGCUAAAGAUGGACCAUCAUUGCGUGUGGGUUGUCAAUUGUGUUGGUGCAUUAAAUUACAAGUAUUUCCUUCUUUUCUUGUUUUACACAUUCCUCGAAACUAGUCUUGUGACUUUGGCCUUAUUGCCUCAUUUCAUAGCAUUCUUUAGUGAUGUAGAAAUUCCAGGAACCCCUGGAACCUUGGCUACCACUUUCCUUUCCUUUGUUUUGAAUCUGGCAUUUGCAUUGAGUGUCUUGGGCUUUUUGAUCAUGCACAUAUCUUUGGUGGCCGCUAAUACGACUACUAUUGAGGCCUAUGAGAAGAAAACCACUCCAAAAUGGCGUUAUGACCUUGGUCGGAAGAAAAAUUUUGAACAGGUGUUUGGAACAGACAAGCGAUACUGGUUCAUUCCAGCAUAUUCGGAUGAGGAUUUACGACGGAUGCCAGCACUGCAGGGCCUUGAAUAUCCAUCAAAGCCUGAUUUUGAUUCGCAGGAGUUCUAAAAGGUUGAUAUAAUAGGAACAAUAAAAACCUCCUCCGUGCCAAACAAUUUGGAGAAUUUUCUUACCAAUUAUCAAUACGGAAGGCUUGUGCAGCAUAGUUCCACUUGCCUUGUAUUCUAACAGGUACAUUACUGUGAGGCCGGUUUCGCCUUCUAACUGUUUAUCAGGCAUCUUCAUGUAGAAAUAGCAAUAGAGAGAGAGAGAGAGAGAGAGAGAGAGAGAAUAUCGGGGAAAGCAGCCAUUGUUGUGAAAAUGGUGAUGGGGGACUGACAAGUUUAAUUUUGAUUUUUAUAUAAUUGCAUUAUGUUUUAUAUUUUCGGAAAUCCAAUGUAACAUUUCACUUUGCAAUAUUAAUUUACUUCUUGUAGAUUCUGGUA
Molecule: messenger RNA, 1629 nt
Organism: Gossypium raimondii (Peruvian cotton)
Lineage: Eukaryota; Viridiplantae; Streptophyta; Magnoliopsida; Malvales; Malvaceae
Product: probable protein S-acyltransferase 14
Exons: 7
Coding region: 338-1252 (304 amino acids)
Biological process (GO): peptidyl-L-cysteine S-palmitoylation; protein targeting to membrane
Cellular component (GO): Golgi apparatus; endoplasmic reticulum
Molecular function (GO): protein-cysteine S-palmitoyltransferase activity
Source: RefSeq, a predicted model, not a curated record